AGGCAACCUCAGUGCACAGACAGCCCUCAAAGGCAAAUACUUCAGGUGCCGGAUAGACACUCAAAAUACUGGUUUUAUUUAACUCUUUAAAAGCUAUGUCUGAGAAGAAGUCUGAAAAAAGUUUGUGUUUGCUGGCAUCUAUUUCCUGAAGACAUAAAUACAGCCAACCCGUUGUGUUUCUAUUAAGCAGGAUGCCUCAAAAGAAGGUAAGGAACUGCACGGGAGCUCUGCUUCUUCUCCUAUGCUGGUUUGAUGGCCAGGCCCUUGGAGAGAUCAGCAACGACUUCUCCAAUUGUCUUGAUUUCUUCUACAAUGAAACCCCACCAACAGGUGUUGAUGCAACAGGAUACCAGCCAAUAUGCCAGCGUUAUAAGAACCAGUACCACUUUGCCAGUCUUUAUCAUCGCCAGAGUCGUGCACCGCUGUACUCUGCGUACAGUCUCGGUCUUGCAGAUGGAAAACGGCCCAAUGCUAACUGGAAGUACGAGCCACAGUUGGUGUUUUCCCGUGCCAGCUCAGAGAUGGCACCCUUCAAGUUUGCUACCACCAUGGAUCAGAAUGUGAUUGAGAGCCAGGCGAUGUCUGACGACUACAGGAACUCCAACUUCACAAGGGGGCAUCUCAAUCCCAGCAUGCACCAGAAGACAAAAGAAAACCGUGAGGCCACCUUCACCCUGACAAACACAGUCCCUCAGCGUGCGGGCUCCAACAGUGGCUCAUGGAACACUCUGGAGACUGAAGUGCUAAAAAAAUUCAAGGCCUUCUGCAAUGGGUCAAUGCAUGUGAUCACCGGAGUCUUGCCUUAUGAGUCUGAACUCCACUGGAUCAAUAACAGGGUGUCUGUUCCUGAGUACAUGUGGUCUGCCUACUGCUGCCCAUCAUACAGAUCUGACCUUCCUGCCUAUAUGCAGUCCUUCUUCCCCACACAUGCUGCAGUGGGAAGAAACAACCCGAAUAGUGGGGAGGAGAUUGUGCCAGUUGACGUCAAGGUAAAAGCCUCGAAGAGGGGCUAUGAUGUGAGGCGCAUGUCUUUAGAGACUCUGGAGGGCAUCCUGGCACAAAGGCUGGCCAUGUCAGUCAGUCUGUUUCAUGGGCAGUGUCAGUAGAAAUGCUUAGGUGCUUGCUGCUAUAGGUGUGCACUGCAGAAAUAAUCAUGUAGAGCACAUCUCUUCAUAUUUAAUUACCGAAUUAGUGUUUCAUUAAUCAGGGCAUUAUAAUUGUAUCGUAAAAAGUGUUUUUCGAUUAUUAGGGUUUGGUCAUAAUAAUAGUUUCCCCUUUUGAUAAUGUCAUCCUGUAACACCAUCUACUACAGACCUCAUGAUUGUACUAAUAAAAGCAGAUUGAAAUGGA
This is a messenger RNA of Eleginops maclovinus (Patagonian blennie), 1350 nucleotides long. Its product is annotated as endonuclease domain-containing 1 protein-like. The transcript has 2 exons. The coding region runs from base 192 to 1106 and encodes 304 amino acids. Lineage: Eukaryota; Metazoa; Chordata; Actinopteri; Perciformes; Eleginopidae. The record is from RefSeq and is a predicted model, not a curated record. Gene Ontology annotation, molecular function: hydrolase activity; nucleic acid binding; metal ion binding.